Messenger RNA from Penicillium chermesinum, 2694 nucleotides. RefSeq names its product WD repeat protein. The record is from RefSeq and is a predicted model, not a curated record. Bases 1 to 2694 code for a protein of 897 amino acids. Lineage: Eukaryota; Fungi; Ascomycota; Eurotiomycetes; Eurotiales; Aspergillaceae. Gene Ontology annotation, biological process: regulation of actin cytoskeleton organization; TOR signaling. Gene Ontology annotation, molecular function: protein binding. Gene Ontology annotation, cellular component: TORC2 complex; TORC1 complex. The transcript has a single exon.
AUGCAUUUCAAGAGACACUCCUUAACACACCGAGAGCAGCAGAGUGAGUUCUAUCCUGACAUGGUCACUCAUGGCCAUACAACGUUCCACUCAGGCUCGGCGGACGUCGACUCGAGACCAUCCCAAGUCACAAAGACAGACAACCCUCCUCAUACAGACCCCCCCGGCCACCGUCAGAUUGCUCAGCUUCCUACAAACGCUCCUGAGAUUUCCCCUUCAGCAAAAGAUACAACUUUUCUGCGAAGUGUUGCCCUUAAUCAUUGUACACGACCAAACACCGCCUCGCCGCCAACUGAUGCACUCAGUAGAAUAUCCUCGCUACCAAGCGCAACCAUGAACGCACAACGCCGAUCCAUUUUAUUAAAAGACCAUUCCCCUAGGGAACCCAUCCAGACUAUCAUUUCAUCUUCUGGCUCCCCGAAGUUGUCCGAGAAUACAACCCGCCGUCGCUCAAACCGACAAAGAAAGGAUCCUAGCACGUACAAUCUACGAAUUCUGUCAGGGCUCGAGAAAGAGCAGAUAACAGAACCUUCUAGUGCUGCUGAUGGUGACUCGGUUCAUGGCUCUGUAUUCUCGCGGCCUCCGGAUCUGUCAAAGAAUCCGCCAGCACCUCCAAACCGGAAUAUCGAGCGACUGCUGCUGAAUCGGGAAUUGCAAGGCCAAAACGCACAUGGGACAAUUCACAAGAACACGGCGGGUGAUCUUAAAAAGUGGAAGUCAUGGACUGGUGCCUCGAGCGAUGUGGUAGCCUUGGCAUGGUCCCCGGAUGGUACCAGGUUUGCAGCAGGCGCAAUAGCCUCUCCGGAUGUUUACAACCGUAAUAAUAAUCUUCUUGUGGGUGACCUUGUCAGUAGUGCCCUUUAUGAGCUUCCUGACCACUGGACUCUUCAUCCAUCCAACGGUGAGCGCAUAUACGCCAGUGUGACGGAUACCCAGUGGGUCGGCCAACGGCUAUACACAUCAAGCUACGACAACACAGUGAAGAUUUGGGAUGCAGGAAAUGAAGGACGGCCCUCUCGAGUGGGAACUCUGCAGCAUGAUUCUCAAGUCGUGGUGAUGGCUGUCUCAGGUCUCCAACCCAAUCUCAUUGCCACAGGUACCAAAAGCUUCCAGCUCUGGAAUAUCCGUGAAUCCCAAAGCCAAACGUGCAAGCCGCUUCCAAUUCAGCGUUCAAAUCGACAAAAGUCCGGCAUUGACCUUAGGCCGACGACUCUUGCAUGGGGUCCCCACCAUAUGACAAGCCAAUUUUUAGUCGGUGGUAUGACGGAACAGGCAGAUGAAGAGUUUCGAGUCCCUUCCUAUGGUCAUAUAGGCUUGUGGAGAAUCGGCGAAUCUUCCAUAUUGCCCGGAAAACUAGAUCGCGGAUCUCAGAACGUUUUCGAUAUCAGGUGGGAUCCGUUGCUACCUCGGCUUGCCACAGCUACAACAACACAUGCUGCAAUGAAUCUUCCCUCGGGUUCUCGGUCGGUCGUUCAGGUUUACGACUACGUCUCUGCGGAUGACAGGUUUGUAUCCACGAGCGUCUUCCCCUGCACGGCCGCAGAUAUUAACGUGGUCGGCUUUUGUCCUGUGGAUUCCUUGUAUGUGACGGCUGGUUGUACCGACGGCCGAACCUAUGUCUGGGACAUUCGAAACUCGUCACGGACUUUACAUCGGCUUAAUCAUGGGAAGCCGCUCGACCCAUUGAACCAUGAGCAUACACGGGAGCUAACCGAUUUCGGUGUUACGGUGACUCUAUGGGGAUCUACAAUCGACCACUUUUACACAGGGGCCUCUGAUGGAUGUCUCAAUCGAUGGGAUAUCCGUCGGUCUCCUGAAGAUGCGCUGAGAGAAACCUUCUCCUUUGGAGAAGGUAUUGUCAGCGGGUCUUUCUCGGGUGAUAAAUCUCAGCUUUUGAUUGGAGAUCAUCGUGGAGGGAUAUCAAUUUUAUCUUCGGCUCCGAUGUCAGAUCCUAGCGAUAACUUGUUUGCUUUCGAGAGAGCCCCUGACGACACCGUGUCUGACACGAUGACAGGAGUUCAGAUCUGUGAGGAACUCCUCACUUCCGGCCAGCUCGAAAUGGAUCCCAUUUAUGGUCCAGUACAGGGGCCUAAUUACAAAGGCCCGUAUGCUCUUUGGGCCCGGGGUCUUUCGCAAGAGAAUUCAUCAGAGGUCAACCCGCCUGAGGCCCCUCUCUUGAGAGAAUACCAACUUCGACAAUUUCACGGGGCUCCACCUCGAGAACGGGAUGGCCUAGAUGCCCACGCCAAAGAAGAACUUGAGCGACGAAUUCGUCUUGCGAAGUGCCGGAAUAAUUUCUGCGCGAAGUUGCGCAAGAACCACCGGGUGUCAGGGAAUCGUAAAAGAAAACGUCGAAGCUCCGGGCUUUCUGGGAAGCCUUCCGAGAGUGGCGGCAAGAAAGAGAUGAAGAAGAAGAGGAAGAAGGAGGGGAAGAAGAAUCAGAGGCAAAAUAUCCCGUCCAACAUGUGGCGAGAGCACAAUGGGGUCAUCGAUCUAACGGGGGAUGAUUCACCCGUGCUAGCCGCCCAAGGGGACACCAUGGACUCGUCUUCUAUUUCGCUUCUUGAUCGCCUCGAGGCAUCCGAGUCGCAUGAGCUUGGACCCUCGCCGCAAGAUAUUGAAGAUCGAUUAGAAGAAGAUUAUUGGUGGCCUGAUAGUUCAAAGUACGAUGCCAAUAUCUGUGAAAGCGACUAA